Messenger RNA from Tuber melanosporum (Perigord truffle), 1771 nucleotides. RefSeq lists its product as uncharacterized. Gene Ontology annotation, molecular function: ATP binding; methionine adenosyltransferase activity. The record is from RefSeq and is a predicted model, not a curated record. The transcript has 6 exons. Gene Ontology annotation, cellular component: cytosol. The coding region runs from base 117 to 1265 and encodes 382 amino acids. Gene Ontology annotation, biological process: S-adenosylmethionine biosynthetic process. NCBI's taxonomy places the organism in Eukaryota, Fungi, Ascomycota, Pezizomycetes, Pezizales, Tuberaceae.
CUUCGCUCCAUCUCCCACGCUUACAGAACGCAAACGUUUCGAGGCGUUUUAGCAAUAGCCCCUCAAGUCACCCUCCCGCUUCGAUCUAGCAACUUUUUCAGCCUACCCUACAUAAAAUGCCUUCUACAUUCUUGUUCACUUCCGAGUCCGUCGGCGAGGGACAUCCCGACAAGAUUGCCGACCAGGUCUCCGACGCCGUCCUGGAUGCUUGUCUUGCGGAGGAUCCUUUGUCGAAGGUUGCUUGCGAGACCGCCACUAAGACUGGUAUGAUUAUGGUCUUUGGUGAAAUUACCACCAGUGCGAGGCUUGACUACCAAAAGAUCAUCCGUGGCGCCAUCAAGGAUAUUGGAUACGAUGACUCUAGCAAGGGCUUUGAUUACAAGACCUGCAACGUUCUUGUUGCCAUUGAGGAGCAGUCCAAGGACAUCGCCACUGGUGUUCACAUUGACAAGGCUCUUGAAGAUCUAGGUGCUGGUGAUCAGGGUAUCAUGUUCGGCUAUGCCACUGAUGAGACACCCCAGCUUCUGCCAUUGACUGUUGUGCUUGCACACAGACUCAAUGCCGAUAUGUCUGCGGCUCGCCGCGACGGAAGCCUCCCUUGGCUCAGACCUGACACUAAGACCCAGGUUACUGUUGAGUACGAGCAUGAUGGUGGUGCUGUUAUUCCCAAGCGUGUUGACACUGUCGUCGUUUCUGCACAGCACUCUGAGGAUAUCACCACAGAUGAACUGAGAAAGGAGAUUCUGGAGAAGAUUGUCAAGAAGAGCAUCCCGGCUAAGUACUUGGAUGAGAAGACCAUCUACCAUAUUCAACCCUCCGGUCAAUUUAUCAUUGGCGGUCCCCAGGGUGAUGCCGGUUUGACUGGUAGAAAGAUCAUUGUUGACACCUACGGAGGGUGGGGUGCUCACGGAGGUGGUGCUUUCUCCGGAAAGGAUUUCUCCAAAGUUGAUCGUUCUGCCGCCUAUGUUGGCCGCUGGAUUGCUAAGUCCUUAGUUGCAGCUGGACUUGCCAGACGUGCCCUUGUCCAGCUUUCCUACGCCAUCGGUGUUGCCCGCCCGCUUUCCAUCUUCGUUGAUACUUAUGGCACCUCCAACAGGACUAGCGAAGAAUUGGUCGAGAUCAUCAACAAGAACUUCGACUUGAGACCCGGUGUGAUUGUCAAGGAGCUUGAUUUGGCCAAGCCGAUUUACUUCCAGACGGCAAAGAAUGGUCACUUUACCAACCAGAACUUCUCUUGGGAGAAGCCCAAGAAGCUCGUAUUUUAGAUGAACAGCUUCUUACUCGCUUUGCUAUGUGUGUUUUCAUUUUUUAUUUACUUUUUUAUUUCAACCAAGGGUUUUGUAUCUUUCAUGAUAUCUCUUCGGUGGGCGACUUCAACUUCGGCUACCUGUUUUGUAUUAAGGUUUGAUUAUGUGAGCCGGUAGAGCGGAUGGGAUUCUGUACGGUAGGGUUAAAAUGGCGUUUUCAACAAAGAUAAAUAGGGGAUCGGCGGCUGGGUUUCAUUCAACAUAUUAUGAUGGAAUUCUUUUUUUUUCUUCUUUUUUUCUUUCUUUUUUUCUUUCUUUUUUUUGGUUGCUCGGGGGUGUUUCUUCCUUUUUUUUUUUUUUUUUUUUUUUCAUAAACGGUGCAUCGUGGGUCCUUUCAACCUCCCCCCGUGUGUUCUUUGAUGUGUAGAAAAAACUGUGGUUUUUUUUUUCUCUCUGGGAGUUCUUCAUGUCGUUUUCAGAUAGAAAUUCCAUAAGGACAUUACCGGCACUGCGCCCAACUUUUG